Messenger RNA from Otolemur garnettii (small-eared galago), 2819 nucleotides. RefSeq names its product glycerol-3-phosphate acyltransferase 4 (gene GPAT4). The coding region runs from base 553 to 1923 and encodes 456 amino acids. Gene Ontology annotation, cellular component: endoplasmic reticulum. Gene Ontology annotation, molecular function: glycerol-3-phosphate O-acyltransferase activity. Lineage: Eukaryota; Metazoa; Chordata; Mammalia; Primates; Galagidae. The record is from RefSeq and is a predicted model, not a curated record. Gene Ontology annotation, biological process: triglyceride biosynthetic process. The transcript has 12 exons.
AAUAAUUAUUUAAUAUCCACAUAUUCAAGUUCAAAAGCCUUCUAUGCGAAGAGCCAACAGUCACCCCCCUUCACAGGAAUUAUCAGGAUUUUUCUGGCACCAAGGUGAACUCUUCUUGGUACUUCUGGCAGUGACAAGCUGCAAGACAGAUUUAUCUGCUAAAUGUUCUUGGGCAAGGAAAAAAGUGAAACCUGUGGAAGCCGCAUCAGGAUAGCAGAGCACAGACCCCUCCCUCCCUGGUUGCGCAUUUGUACAGGAACCCAGCCUGGACUUGGAUGCUUCUGCUGAAGAGCGUCUGCCUCGUGCACCACCCAAGUUCGUCUGCUUGGCGAGACCUGGCCAAGGUGUUCAGGUGCUUCUCAUGGUCUUUUUCUCCAGUCAUUCUCCUCCCAAGGCUUCUGCUCAGACUCCUGAAUGACGUGAACCUUGGAAUGGAGUUUGUUGCCGCUCGGGGAACUGCUUCCUUUUCCAGGCUGGCACUGUUGGAAAGGACCAUCUGAAGGCUGUGGUUUGUUCUCGGGCCGGAGGGCGCUGGCCUGCUGGACGCCCACCAUGCUCCUAUUGCUGCCGUUCGACAGCCUGCUCGUCAGCCUCCUGGGCCUCUCCCUGACUGUGCUCUUCACCCUCCUCCUCGUCUUCAUUAUAGUCCCCGCUGUGUUUGGAGUCUCCUUCGGUAUCCGGAAGUUCUACAUGAAAACUUUGUUAAAAAUCUUUGCGUGGGCUACCUUGAGAAUGGAGAGGGGAGCCAAGGAGAAGAACCACCAGCUGUACAAGCCCUACACCAAUGGGAUCAUUGCAAAGGAUCCCACUUCUCUUGAAGAAGAGAUCAAAGAAAUCCGUCGCAGUGGAAGUAGCAAGGCUCUGGACGACACUCCUGAGUUCGAGCUCUCCGACAUUUUCUACUUCUGCCGGAAAGGAAUGGAGACCAUUAUGGAUGACGAGGUGACUAAGAGAUUCUCAGCAGAGGAGUUAGAGUCCUGGAACCUGCUGAGCAGAACCAAUUACAACUUCCAGUACAUCAGCCUGCGGCUCACGGUCCUGUGGGGCCUGGGGGUGCUGGUCCGCUACUGCUUCCUGCUGCCGCUCAGGAUAGCUCUUGCUUUCACGGGGAUCAGCCUUCUGGUGGUGGGCACCACCGUGGUGGGAUACUUGCCCAGCGGGAGGUGUAAGGAGUUCCUCAGCAAACACGUGCACUUGAUGUGUUACCGGAUCUGUGUGCGAGCACUGACAGCCAUCAUCACCUACCAUGACAGGGAAAACAGACCAAGAAAUGGUGGCAUCUGUGUAGCCAAUCACACCUCUCCUAUUGACGUGAUCAUUUUGGCCAGUGACGGGUAUUACGCCAUGGUGGGGCAGGUGCACGGGGGACUGAUGGGCGUGAUCCAGAGAGCCAUGGUGAAGGCCUGCCCGCACGUCUGGUUUGAGCGCUCCGAGGUGAAGGACCGCCACCUGGUGGCCAAGAGACUGACUGAACAUGUGCAGGAUAAGAGCAAGCUGCCCAUCCUCAUCUUCCCAGAAGGAACCUGCAUCAAUAAUACAUCAGUGAUGAUGUUCAAGAAGGGGAGCUUUGAAAUCGGAGCCACAGUCUACCCUGUUGCCAUCAAGUAUGACCCUCAGUUCGGUGAUGCCUUCUGGAACAGCAGCAAAUACGGGAUGGUGACCUACCUGCUGAGGAUGAUGACUAGCUGGGCCAUCGUCUGCAGCGUGUGGUACCUGCCUCCCAUGACCAGAGAGACAGAUGAAGAUGCCGUCCAAUUUGCAAAUAGAGUGAAGUCCGCCAUUGCCAGGCAGGGAGGCCUUGUGGACCUGCUGUGGGAUGGCGGACUGAAGAGGGAGAAGGUGAAGGACGCGUUCAAGGAGGAGCAGCAGAAGCUGUACAGCAAGAUGAUAGUCGGGAACCACCAAGACAGGAGCCGCUCCUGAGUGCCACCUCGUGCUGGCCAGCCACGCCCGAGUCCUGCCCGCGAGCCAGCUGGAGUUGCUGCCACUGCCGCCGCCCCCUGCUGCCUCCUCCCAGACUCAGGCUCUGCCAGGCUGCUCUGGCCUCGGGGACGCCAGCUGCCUAGAGCCACACCAGGAGCCCUCUGUGGCCUGAGCGAAUCCUGGGUGAAUACUGGGUGUCAACUGCCCAGGAGGAGAUGCCUUCUUGUUUCUUUCACGAUAAGUCCGUUGGAGGAACGCAAUUAAAGUCAGCUGCGCCUGUGCGUGUGUGCAGGGCUGAGUGAUUGGGAAGAACCGGUCACAGUCUCGUGUUGGGGGCGGCGUGAUGUUGGUUUGUGAUGAGUGCCCACGUGCCAGGGACUUUGCUGGGGGCACCUGGUCUUGCGAGAGGCACCGUGGAAGCAGUGUAGCUUGCUUCAGCCUGACCAUCACCCCCAGCCUUGGAGGUCUGCAGACUUCGUAAAAAGAACAGUCUUGUCUGUAGGGGCUUUCAACAAAAUGAAGGUUUUAAAUUGUUGUGCUGUUGCUUAUGGAAAGUUCUAGAGUGGGGGGAAGAGGCCAGUGGGCCGAUGGCUGCGGUGAGACCUGUGAGUCCUUCUGUGUUCAGACUCCAGGGCCGAGCCUGAGUGCCCGUGGGACUCUUUGUUUAAUGUGUGCCUCAGUUUCCCCAUCUGUAACGUGGGUCAGGAGGGGGAAGGUGGGGACGCCUACCUCUCAGGGUGGUUGUGGGGAUCAAAGUGCUCCCGUGAGUGAAGGACACGCAGUGUUCAGUGUUACAAGUUCAGGGCCAUGGGAUGGGGCAGGACGGGUUCUGAGCUCGAGCUGCACGGGGCUUUGGAUUUGUUUUUGUGAGUAAAUAAAAUUGGAUGGUGAAUGAA